Messenger RNA from Hibiscus syriacus, 1610 nucleotides. RefSeq names its product transcription factor bHLH106-like. Gene Ontology annotation, biological process: regulation of DNA-templated transcription. The record is from RefSeq and is a predicted model, not a curated record. The transcript is spliced from 2 exons. NCBI's taxonomy places the organism in Eukaryota, Viridiplantae, Streptophyta, Magnoliopsida, Malvales, Malvaceae. The coding region runs from base 592 to 1413 and encodes 273 amino acids. Gene Ontology annotation, molecular function: DNA-binding transcription factor activity; protein dimerization activity.
GACCUUCCAACUCUCCCCAUCCUCUUUAUAUAAUCCCAUUUAGGCGCUGAAGAAAUCUUAUUCUGUUUUCUACUUUCAUAACUCAAACCAAUAGAUUUUCUCUCUUGAUCUGUUAUUGAAACCCGAUUCUCUGUUACUUGGAUUUGUAACCUCCCUUUGCUUUUCAAUAUUCACCGAAAUCCCAAAAAUCCCUUAAGAGCCUUUGUUUUUCCUUUCGGUUUUGUUAAUUUUUGAACGUUCAAACGUCUGACAACUCUCGAAAUGAAUCGCACAUAUCCCGAAGAAAUGCUGGAAUUCAAGACGACCAAGAAGAAAAUGUGGAUGUUUUCUUGUUAGUCAUUUCAUCAGCAUAAACUAUCUCCCUAGGAUUGUCCUCUUGCGUAAUGGAAGCUAUAAUCAUAUCAGACAUAGCACUGAUCAACGCCAACAAGAAGAAAGUCGUUAACCAACAGAACUUCCCUCUGCAACAGCUCUCCUUCUGGUUCGCUCCCACCACACGUCCACCUGGUCUACGCUCUCUCACUUCUGGCUCGUAAAUUGAUUUAGGCAACAAAAAAUAAGAAGAAAAUUAUUUUCUUUUCUUGCUUUUUUAUGGCUUCUUACUCUUUCAACAACAACUUUUCAUCUGAGAAUUGUUACUCUGGUAUCUUUGAUCCAUUUUCGCCUGAUUUGGGACCAUGCAAUGGAAGUUCUAGUGGUGGGUCUUUGUCGCUGUCACAGUCCUUGGUUUUGUAUAGUGAGAAAGGAGAACUGGCGAAAGCGCCGGUUAAAGUAAGGAAGAAAACGGUGUCAGAAGAGAAUAUUAAAGCAGCUUUGAAGAGUCAUAGCGAGGCAGAGAGGAGGAGAAGAGAAAGAAUCAAUGCUCAUCUCGAUACACUCCGCACCCUCUUGCCCUGCACCCAAAAGAUGGAUAAAGCGACAUUACUUGGUGAAGUGAUUAUGCAAUUGAAAGAAAUGAGGAAGAAUGCAACUGAAGCCAGCAAAGGUCUACUUGUUCCGAUGGACAAUGACGAGGUAAGCGUUGAACCAUGUAGUAUCGACGAAGCCGAUGGGAUGGUUUCAUUUAAAGCAUCCAUCUGUUGUGAUUAUAGACCUCAACUUCUGACUGACCUACGUCAAGCCCUCGAUGCACUUCCCUUUUCAUUUAAGAUUCUCAAAUCAGAAAUAUCGACAUUAGGAAGUCGAUUGAAGACUGAUUUUGUUUUCACAGCCGGCUACAGCAGUGCUGCACAUGUCGUCGACAACCAUGGUGACGCCGAUGCCGAUGCAUGGCGUUUUCUAGCAUGUUCGAUUCGGCAGGCCCUGGAUUCUGUACUGGAGAAGGCUUCGACGUCACUGGACUACUCCCAAUUCUUGACAUUCCCGAACAAGAGGCGAAGGAUCUCUUACAUUGAUUCCUCAAGCUCGUCUUAACAUUCGAAAAAGGACUAGUCUUUCUUUCGUUUUUCGUUGAUGGACGGACAACACAACUCUGCAUGAUAUGCGGGUUGAAUUAAAUAUUUAAACUUUAAAAAACAUGUGAUAGUGCCCCCAAAAAAAAUCAUAUCGUUUCCAAUGACUUGUAAUAAAUCUAUAUUGUUCUAUGUAUGAUUACUUUUUAUCACGCCAAU